Messenger RNA from Drosophila elegans, 1477 nucleotides. RefSeq names its product odorant receptor 13a (gene Or13a). Gene Ontology annotation, biological process: sensory perception of smell; detection of chemical stimulus involved in sensory perception of smell. NCBI's taxonomy places the organism in Eukaryota, Metazoa, Arthropoda, Insecta, Diptera, Drosophilidae. The record is from RefSeq and is a predicted model, not a curated record. The coding region runs from base 1 to 1278 and encodes 425 amino acids. Gene Ontology annotation, cellular component: plasma membrane. The transcript has 6 exons. Gene Ontology annotation, molecular function: olfactory receptor activity; odorant binding.
AUGUUUUAUUCUCAUCAAUAUAAAGGACUUCGGUUCCCCAUUCAGUGUGUUUGGCUCAAACUGAAUGGCUCUUGGCCCUUAUGGCCAACGUCAAAAGAAAAGAGUCGAAGAAACGAAUCUGUUUUGGGCAAUUCAUAUUUUGCCACUGCCUAUAUAAUAUGGGCGUGGUACGUCAUAGCUUCUGUUGGCAUUACAAUCAGCUAUCAAACCGGUUUUCUGAUUAAAAACCUUUCGGAUAUUAUAAUCACCACUGAAAACUGUUGUUCCACCUUCAUGGGAGUCCUCAACUUUGUCCGACUUAUUCAUUUACGCCUUAAUCAACGGAAGUUUCGAGAUUUAAUCAAACAUUUUUCUUACGAAAUCUGGAUACCAGACAGUUCGGAGAACAGUGUUGCUGCCGAGUGUCGGAAGCGGAUGGUCACGUUUAGCAUCAUGACUGCUUUGCUGUCCUGCCUUAUUAUCAUGUACUGCGUAAUGCCUUUGGUUGAGCUAUUUUUUGGCCCCGAACUGGACCCUCAGGACAGGCCAUUUCCCUACAAAAUGGUGUUUCCGUACAAUGCCAACAAGAGCUGGGUCGGCUAUGUGCUCACCUACAUGUUCACAUCGUAUGCCGGAAUUUGCGUGGUGACCACGUUGUUUGCAGAGGAUUCCCUUUUCGGGUUCUUUAUAACGUACACUUGCGGCCAAUUUCAAUUGCUGCACGAACGGAUCGACAAUUUGUUUACGGAAUCCAACGAAGACGACAACCAAAUGCAGUUGAAACGGCUCAAAGGAAUCGUAGAGAAACACAACAAUAUUAUCAGAUUCGCUCAUCGCUUGGAGGACUUUUUCAAUCCAAUUCUAUUGGUCAAUCUUAUGAUUUCAUCGGUUCUUAUUUGCAUGGUUGGCUUUCAAAUUAUCACUGGUAAAAAUAUGUUCAUUGGGGAUUAUGUUAAGUUUAUAAUUUAUAUAUCCUCUGCCAUUUCGCAACUGUACGUACUCUGCGAGAAUGGAGACGCAUUAAUAAAGCAGUCCACAUUGACGGCGCAAAUUCUAUAUGGAUGCCAAUGGGAAAUGUCAGGUCAAAUUAAGCCAGGUUCCGAUAAAUCGAACAGCAAGAAUAUCCGGAAUCAUUUGUGGUUCAUGAUACUCUGCAGCCAACAGCCCGUGAGAAUAACGGCGUUCAAAUUCUCCACCUUGUCCUUGCAAAGCUUUACGGCGAUAUUAAGUACAUCGAUGAGCUAUUUCACAUUAUUGCGGUCAGUUUACUUCGACGACGAAAAAAACACAACUAAAUAAAUACGGACCAACAACACUUUAAUCAAGUAUUAAGGCAAACACUUAGUGACCAAUAAUUUUAUUUCAAAUAAAUAUUCGUCGAAUUGUUUAAUGCUGAUUUGAAAACUUUUCUCAACUUUUCAAUUAAUGUAAGUAAGUAAGUAAUGGAAAUUCUCCAAAUUAGUAGUUUUUGCAUAGCUUUUUAAACAAAAUCUGUGAC